Messenger RNA from Botrytis cinerea B05.10, 2612 nucleotides. RefSeq lists its product as hypothetical. The transcript is spliced from 5 exons. Gene Ontology annotation, biological process: transmembrane transport; carbohydrate transport. Gene Ontology annotation, molecular function: carbohydrate:proton symporter activity. The coding region runs from base 557 to 2182 and encodes 541 amino acids. Gene Ontology annotation, cellular component: membrane. NCBI's taxonomy places the organism in Eukaryota, Fungi, Ascomycota, Leotiomycetes, Helotiales, Sclerotiniaceae. The record is from RefSeq and is a predicted model, not a curated record.
CAAAACGGCGAAUUCUCAACACAGUAUGUUCCCACACACAGUAUGAUUAUCAAUUAUCAAUUCAUUAUCUUGGAUUAUACUAUUGAGAAUUGAAGGCUUCAAAACAUUGAUUUAUUUCGAAUCUCGAUUGGUAUUUUGUGGAGCUACAUGCCGAACAAAUAUUCUGAAUUGCCGAAAUGUCCCUUCCUCAGUUCUUCACUAGUUCACUAUUUCCCCGGAUUCGAUCUAAUCUACAACGUAUUCGUGUUUCUUUUCUCAUUCAUUAAUAAAGCUAGAUUUUCUAGGUUCACUACGAAAUAGAGAUAUUUGAACCUCGAAUCUUCAUCAUUCAACAACGAACGCCACAGCACUCAACAGUGUUACAUGAGAAAUAUAUGAGGCAAAACUGGCAAUCCAUUUGCCUAAAUUUCUCACAUCUCCAUUGCGUUCUGAAACGAAUUUCAACAACUAUUCAAACCUGUACUUAUCUGCUGAUCGAUACGAGCGAGUUGUGUGAAUAACUUCCGUAUCCAAGUUCCUACUGCGUAUUUCCUAAUCAUUUCCGAUCACCACCACAAUGCAAGAGCUUGAAGGUCGAGCUCUGUUUACGGCUGUGACAUCCUUAACAUGUCUUGGGUUCCUGCUCAUAGGAUAUGACAAUGGUCUGAUGGGAGGACUCGUUAAUGCAACAGGGUUCAAAGAUACAUUCAAAAAUCCUGACCCAACUAUCGUCGGAUUGAUCGUCGCUAUCUAUGAGGUGGGGUGCUUCCUCGGGAGUGUGGCCACAUCUUUGUUUGGAGAGAAUAUUGGAAGAAAAAGAUCAAUUGGAAUAGGAGUCGUGAUCAUGAUAAUUGGGGCACUACUGCAAGCAUCAGCAUACUCGAGAGCACAUAUAAUUGUUGCACGAGUGGUUUCUGGGGUUGGGAUGGGGUUUAUAAAUAGUACUGUUCCUGUUUUCCAAGCAGAGUUCAGUCCUAAAGCAACAAGGGGCUUGUAUGUAUGCAUGCAAUUAUCGACUUUGAAUUUUGGAAUAUUCUUAGCGUAUUGGGUCGAUUACGGCUUCACGCAAUCAUACACCGCCUCGUUUUCUUGGAGAGUACCGACGGUUCUUCAAUGUAUGUUCUUAGUACCAAUGCUUGGUUUACUCGCUAUAGUACCUGAAUCCCCUCGAUGGCUAGCUGCGCACGAGAAAACGGACGAAUCCUUGAAUGUCCUCGCUCGAUUACAUUCAUAUCACAUGACAGAGGAGCAAAUCAAAUCUUUACACAUAGACAUUGUCCGCACUUGCGAAUUUGAAGAAUCAUUAGGAACAGGCUCUUGGGGCGACCUGUUCAAAAAUGAUGCAAUCCAAUCACAGCGACGAUUCCUGAUCGCAUGCGCCAUACAAUCUUUCCAACAGCUAGGCGGUAUAAAUGCAUUGAUAUAUUAUUCCAAUACGCUUUUCUCGACUUCCCUAGGAUUCUCGGAUCAUCUCAGUGCGCUUAUGUCUGGGUUUCUCCAAACUUGGUUCUUUGCCGCGAGUUUUAUCCCUUGGUUACUUAUUGAUCGAGUUGGAAGACGCCCUCUACUUUUGUCAAUGAUUUCGCUCAUGUCAGCAGUAAUGAUUGUGCAAACGGGACUAAUCUAUAAUGUGCAAAAUAAUACAUCGAUCGCCAAAGGUUGUGGUAUUGGUGCUGCGGUGAUGUUGUUUAUUUUUGAAGGGGCUUUUACUGUUGGAUUCCAAGCGACAGUCUGGGUCUAUCCUUCCGAAAUCCUCCCUCUCCGUCUUCGCCAACGCGGUUCCUCGGUUUCAACAGCAUGCAACUGGAUUUUCAAUUACAUGAUUGUGCAAGUUACUCCGAUCGCAUUGAACAAUAUAGGAUAUAAAACCUACAUAAUAUUCGGGGUACUGAAUGCGUGUUGGAUCCCAAUCAUAUAUCUCUAUUUCCCCGAAACAAAAGGAUUGGAAUUGGAAGAUGUUGAUAAAAUCUUUGAGGGAAGUCAUGAAGUAAUCGAGACAUUGAGUGGUUUAGAGACAGGUGAUGAGGAGUUUGAAGGAGUAAGUGCAUCGGAUGAGGAGGGCAGAAAUACCAGUCAUGAGAAUCGCAGUGGAGGCGGGAGUGGUAGUGGCAGUAGUCUCGUCAAUCAGAGAAAAUUGGGUACUGAUCAUGGGAAAGGGACGAAGGAAGAAAUAGAGCGCGUGACGAGCGAAGAACAUCCUUGAACCAAUGGGUGCUGAGAUGGAGCUGGGGAUGAAGAUUGGGUUCGAGUUCGUGUAUGUCCGUGUAACCUUUCAGUACGUAAGUAAAUGGAUGGACGAGUGGCUUUUGUAUGAAUACCCUUUUUGUGGCUUGGAAACUCAGGCAUAGAAAUUUUAUCACGCGAAGUUCUUUAUGAUGAGACAAGCGGAAAUGAGACGGGGGCAUGAGCAGACUGUAGCGGUGAGAAACUGUAAAGCUAUUGAAAUCUUGACGCACAGAAAAAUACAAGAACUUCAUAGAGUCUGCGAGAAUGAAAUCUUACCGGAUCUCUUCUGACGACUCUAUGCCAAGGAUUUCAGUUCAAAAUCUCCUUCUCUGUGUCAAGCUACAUGUUUAUUGGGGCUUGUAUGAUUAUUUUGGUCAUCUAAUUAUGAAGCUACCUGAUUCUAAGCA